This is a messenger RNA of Belonocnema kinseyi, 1687 nucleotides long. Its product is annotated as cytochrome P450 6k1-like. Gene Ontology annotation, molecular function: oxidoreductase activity, acting on paired donors, with incorporation or reduction of molecular oxygen; monooxygenase activity; iron ion binding. Bases 198 to 1580 code for a protein of 460 amino acids. NCBI's taxonomy places the organism in Eukaryota, Metazoa, Arthropoda, Insecta, Hymenoptera, Cynipidae. The transcript is spliced from 5 exons. The record is from RefSeq and is a predicted model, not a curated record.
AUAGUUUGAGCUUAGUUGAACAUUACACUUUUCACAAGUAACACAUAGUAUUCUUUUAAUCAGGUUCCAUUCAAAAAAGUUUUCAUUGCCAGUAUAAGUGUAUUCUCAAUAAGAUUGAAUAGUAUUAUUUUAUCGGUAAAAUACAAAAAUUAAAACAUAAAUUUUUAAAAAUUAUACUUAAUAAUAUAAAGGCAAAUAUGGGAAUAUUAACUCCUUAUUUUGGUCUGGAUGGACUAAUUCUGAUUCUUUCGGCGAUUACAGCAGCGUAUGUUUAUAUGACUCGAAACUUUAAUUAUUGGAAGAAAAGAGGAGUUGUGGAAGUUCAGCCUACUGCUUUUAUAGGAAAUUUUGGUGAUUGUUUAUUUUUGAGAAAAUCGCCGGGACAAUUUCUUAAAGACAUUUACGAUAUGGGUAAAAAUACUCCCUAUGUGGGUUUAUUUGUAUUUGAUAAACCCUUUCUGCUGCUUCGAGAUCCUCAAGUAAUCAAGCGAGUCCUCGUGAAGGACUUUAAUUACUUUAAUGACAGAUAUGUCCGAGUGAGCGAAGAAGAUAAACUCGGCAAUUCAAAUCUCUUUAUAAUUAAGAACCCGGAUUGGAAAACGCUCAGGGCAAAACUGUCUCCAAUCUUCACCUCUUUGAGACUUAAGAAAAUGUUUGAACUCAUGGUGGAAGUUGGAAAGGAUCUUGAUACGUAUUUACAAACUGAAGGAUUAGAAGGCGUUGGUCGUUCGUUGGAGAUGAAAGAAAUCUGCGCCAAAUUCACGACAGACUUGAUUGGUUCCACCGCCUAUGGAUUAAAAGUUAAUUCCUUAAAUAACCCAGACGCUGAAUUUCGAAAAUGUGGAAGAAAAAUUUUUACCUAUAAUAUUCGUCGUGCGGUUGAAUUAACGUCAAUUUUCUUUAAGCCCGAAAUAGUCAAGCCCUUGGGUUUCAAAUUUUUUGAAAAGGAAAGUACCGAAUUUUUAAGAAACGUUUUCUGGAAUACAAUAAACCAAAGGAUGGAGUCAGGAAUAAAACGGAAUGAUCUGAUUGACUUAUUAAUUGAAUUGAAAAAGAAUCAAGAAAAUAAUCCAGAACAAAAUGGUUUCAAUUUUGAUGGCGACAAUUUAGUUGCUCAAGCUGCUAUCUUCUUUACCGCUGGCUAUGAAACUUCGGCAACCACAAUGUCUUUCACUUUAUAUGAAUUAGCUAAAAAUCCUGAUUUUCAAAAGAGACUGAGAGUAGAGAUAUUGGAUGCAAUUAAAAAUAAUGGAGGAGAAAUAACAUAUAAUAUGUUAGUGAUUCUCCCUUAUUUGGACAGUGUAGUUUCGGAAACUCUAAGAAUGUAUCCGCCAGCAACAUUUUUAGACCGAGUAGCUAUGCAAGAUUAUAGAAUUCCAGCGACAGAAUUAAUAAUAGAAAAAGGAACUCCGAUUUUUAUACCAUUAUAUGGAUUUCAUUAUGACCCAGAAUAUUUUCAUAAUCCAGAAAUAUAUAAUCCAGAAAGAUUUUCGGAAGAAAAUAAAAAGUCUAUAACUCCUUUUACUUACCUACCAUUUGGAGAUGGUCCUCAUGUCUGCAUUGGUACGAUCAUACAAUAAUAUUGUUCGGUGAUUUAAAUGAAAAGGUCUAAAGGCGAUUAUCACACGCAUCACCGGACAUUCUUCCUACGACCGCAGUACCACGCACUUCAUUCACACUAUUAGCA